AUGGGAUCAAGCUUCAAAUCCAACAGCGGUUCUAUCGAAAGGGCCAACUUGGAUGGAUCUGACAGGAGAGUUGUUGUUCCUGUGGGAACUUCAGGUGUCUUCACACCGAAACAAAUCACCAUCGCGAAGAGAAGCCAGAAGCUGUACUGGUGCGACAGAGAAGGCAUGAAAGUCAUGCGAGCAAAUCUCGAUGGUUCUGAGGUUGAGAUUCUUAUUUCGACAGGGAAUACCGAGGCAGAUAUGCUAGAUCAAUCAAGGUGGUGCGUCGGCAUUGCCGUGGAUGAGCGGCGAGGCCUCUUCUACUGGACUCAAAAAGGUCCAUCAAAGGGCAACCAGGGUCGUAUUCUUCGAGCGCCGAUCGAUCCAGCUUCGGGCGCCAGCGAGUUGGUCCGAGACAUUGAAGUGGUCUUUGAGAAGCUGCCGGAGCCGAUUGACCUUGAACUCGACGAAGAUAUCAGUAUGCUGUACUGGACAGAUCGCGGAGAUCCCCCCAAAGGCAAUUCUCUCAACCGAGCAAAUGUGGAACUGGGAGGAAAGAUUGAGAUUUUAGCAAUUCGCUUGCACGAGACGAUCGGUUUGGCUUUGGAUAAGAACGCGAGCCUGGUGUAUGUGACCGACCUGUCUGGUGGUAUAUAUGCCAUCGAUGUCAACAAAAAGGAAAAGGCGGUUUUAUUUGCAGAAUUGGGUGAUACCACUGGAAUUGCUGUAGCAUAA
Molecule: messenger RNA, 714 nt
Organism: Colletotrichum aenigma
Lineage: Eukaryota; Fungi; Ascomycota; Sordariomycetes; Glomerellales; Glomerellaceae
Gene: LAM1-1
Product: 3-hydroxyacyl-CoA dehydrogenase-like protein LAM1
Exons: 1
Coding region: 1-714 (237 amino acids)
Source: RefSeq, a predicted model, not a curated record